Molecule: messenger RNA, 2949 nt
Organism: Impatiens glandulifera
Lineage: Eukaryota; Viridiplantae; Streptophyta; Magnoliopsida; Ericales; Balsaminaceae
Product: G-type lectin S-receptor-like serine/threonine-protein kinase At2g19130
Exons: 4
Coding region: 1-2949 (982 amino acids)
Biological process (GO): protein phosphorylation; recognition of pollen
Molecular function (GO): protein kinase activity; ATP binding
Source: RefSeq, a predicted model, not a curated record
AUGUACAUCAUGAAGAACAACAUUGGCUUCUUUUUCUAUGUCCUCAUUUGCUUCUUCUUCUGUAGCCAACAUGGGCUUUCUCAUGGAGCUGCUGCUAACACCAUCUCUGCAAAUCAAACGCUUUCCGGAGAUCAAACCAUUGUGUCGGCAGGUGGGAUCUUCGCACUUGGCUUCUUCAGACCAGGUAAGGACUCCAACAAAAACUACAUAGGAAUAUGGUAUAACAAUCUCCCUAUUACUCAAACUGUGGUUUGGGUAGCAAAUAGAGAUAACCCCAUCUCCGAUAGGUAUUCAUCUCAACUCAGAAUCUUACACAACAAUUUGGCGCUUCUCAACGAAUCUCAAACACCCAUCUGGUCCACCAACAUCUCAUCAUCUUCUUCUUCAUCAUCUCCGAUUGAAGCGACCCUAGGUGAUGAUGGUAAUUUCGUGCUAAAGGACAUGUCAAAUUCGACAGUUUGGCAGAGCUUUGAUUAUCCAGUCCACACAUGGUUGCCUGGUGCGAAACUUUCAUACAACAAACGCACUCAAACGCGCCAGAGCCUCAUCUCCUGGAAAAACUCUGAGGAUCCUUCAACUGGGUUAUUUUCGUUUGAAAUUGAAGAAAAAAAAAAUCAAUACUUUAUUCGGCGGAAUAGAUCCGAGAAGUACUGGAAUAGCGGCCCGUGGAAUGGUAAGCACUUCAGCUUGCUGCCCGAGAUGAAUCUUGGCUUCCUCUUCAACUACAGCUAUGUUAACAAUGAGAACGAGAGUUACUUCACGUUUAACAUGUACAAUCCUAAAACCAUUUGUCGAGCAUUUAUGGAUGUAACCGGACAAUUAAGGGUCGUCACUUGGGUGGAUGGUGUUGGAUGGAAUUUAUACUGGAACCAGCCAACAUUACAGUGUGAGGUUUAUGCUUUAUGUGGAGGAAAUGGAGUCUGCAAUCAGAUCACACAGCAAUUUUGCAAUUGCUUGGAGGGGUUCCAUCCCAAGUCACAGGAUGAUUGGAAUCUCAAUGAUUUGUCGGGUGGCUGUGUUAGGAACUUCGAUUUGCAAUGUGGAAAUAUUGAUAAUAAUAAACGUAAAGACGGGUUCAAGCUGUUCACCAACAUGAGAUUGCCCGGGAAUCCAAUGUCUCUGCCCGACCAAAUGGAUAUUAAGACAUGUGCAUCUUCCUGCCUCAACGACUGCUCAUGCUCUGCAUAUUCUUACCACAAUAACUUAUGUUCGGUUUGGAAUGCAGAGUUGUUGAAUCUACAACAGCUCGCUCAAAACGAGGGUGAUGGAAGGAGUAUUUAUAUCAGACUUGCUGCCGAAGAAUUUGAAGAGUUUGCUAGUAGCAAGAGAAGCGCCAAAAAGACUACCGGUGUUGUUAUAGGUUCGGUUGGUGUUGUAAUUGUCUUGGGCAUCGUUAUCCUCCUUAUACUGAGGAGGAAAAAGAGGUCGAAUGUGGAAGGUUUUUUGGUUGCUUUCAUGUACCGGGACUUGCAACGGGCCACCAAAAACUUCUCGGAGAAACUAGGAGGUGGAGGUUUUGGUUCUGUUUUCAAAGGGACGUUGCCUGAUUCAACGUUGAUCGCGGUUAAGAGGCUCGAUAGUAUCAGCCAAGGAGAGAAGCAAUUCAGGACGGAAGUGAGCACGAUUGGGAACGUUCAACAUGUUAACCUUGUCCGUCUUCACGGGUUCUGCUCCCAAGGAAUCAAGAAGUUGCUCGUUUACGAGUACAUGCAAAACGGCUCCCUGGAUUCCAUUCUUUUCCGUCCAAACGAUUCAAAAUCUAUUUUGGACUGGAAAACCAGGUACCAAAUUGCUAUUGGAAUAGCUCGGGGCUUGGCUUACCUACACGAGAAGUGUCGCGACUGCAUCGUCCACUGCGAUAUAAAACCCGAAAACAUCCUUCUAGAUGCCGGGUUCUGUCCCAAGGUGGCAGAUUUCGGCCUGGCGAAGCUCAUGGGUCGAGAUUUCAGCCGGGUGCUGACGAGUAUGAGAGGUACAAUAGGGUAUCUUGCUCCGGAAUGGAUAUCGGGAGUAGCUAUAACGGCAAAAGCGGAUGUUUAUAGCUACGGGCUGAUGCUAUUCGAGUUGAUAUCAGGACGAAGGAACUUUGGAGAUGGGAGAAUGAAGUACUUCCCCAUUUGGGCUGCCAAUGUGGCCUUAGAAGGGGGAGAUAUUAUGAGUCUAUUGGAUGCUAGACUGGAUAGGGAAAGUGCCGAACCUGAGGAGGUGAUGAGAGUAUGUAGGGUGGCUUGCUGGUGCAUACAAGACUGGGAAGGACAUAGACCUACAAUGGGUCAAGUGGUUCAGGUCCUUGAAGGGGUUAUAGACGUGGAACAACCUCCGGUUCCACGGGUUCUCCAAAACAUGGUUGAAGACGAUGAAAGCUUAGUUUUCUUCGAAGAAAUAUCUUUUUCUUCUUCAAAUAAAACCGCACAAGCCCACGACACUUCUUCUGGCCAUUCUCAUACCAAGAGCAUUUCUUCAUCUAAAGAAUUGGGCGGAGCCAAGUACAAGCCGGCCCGGGCUACAGUAACCCGAGUAGCCUUAUACAGCCUUUGCGUGGAAGAAGUUUCUGAAAAGUAUGACAUUGAGAUACCUCAGAUGGAAGCUCGUUACAAAUCUAGUAGAAGUCGUUUUUGUCAACAAAAUGAUUCGAUUACAGUUAAGCACCACUAUCAAUUUGAUGUAUUUAUUGCUGGAAUAGAUUUUCAAAUUGAAGAGCUCAAUAGUAAAUUCAAGGACGAGGCAGUCGAACUUCUUAAGCUCAGUGGUGCUUUGGAACCUAAAGACAACUUUAAACUUCUUAAUGUUGAUCACAUCUAUCAACUUGCUGAGAAAUUUUAUCAUCUAGAUUUUGAUGCCCAAGAUUUGCACCACUUGAGAACACAAUUGGCUCACUAUGAGCUUGACAUGCCCGUCAAUGAAAGAUUUCAGUAUUUAUCAACUAUUUUUGAAUUAUGUCGAAGAUGA